CUACCGCUAGCAGCACGCAUCAAAUUCAAAUUGCUAACACUAGCAUACAAAGUCCGAGAUGGUACAACUCCCAUCUACCUGAAUCCUCUUGCAAAGGCUUACGUCUCGGUCUGACCGCUCCGGUCAUCACAGGAUCGUCGGCUAGCAGUGCCUACACCACGCUCAGGACAAUCCAGACUCUUCUCAUGCAUCGUUCCACAAAUGUGGAAUGACCUACCAAGCACUACCAGAACAGGGGCUUCCUUUUCAAUUUUCAAGAAACUCCUGAAGACUCUGCUCUUCAGAGAGCAUCUUCUAAACUAGCACCCUCCCUGCACCCGUCCCCCCUCUCUGUCCACUCCUUGUUCCCUACUCUCCAUGAUUGAUGUCAAGUUGUUGUUGUUGUUGUUGUUAGCCUCAAGGGCAACAUGCCGAUUAUCACUUGUAAGUCGCUUUGGACAAAAGCGUCUGCUAAAUACAUAAACAUAGUUGAAAUCUCCGCUCCAGAGGAUUCAGGAGGAGUCUCCUUUUGCUUUUCCUUUAAUCUUCUGACUGAAAGUAAUCAGUUACUCAAAUCUGAUGCAAACAAGACUCUUCUGGUAGUUUUGUCCUGAACAAGGAAGCAAACAACAUCCCUGGGCUUCCUCUUCUUUUUUCCAUGAAAUCCGUAAAAACCCUGGGAUUGGAUCUGUUAUUUAUUGGAUGCAGGUGAUUGUUUCUAGUUUUGGUCAAAGUCCUCGGACCAUCACUUCCUUCUAUUUCUUGUUGGUCACUAACUGAGAACUUCAGGUUGGAGGAAUUUUCUCCUGCAGCCACCAGUAAACAGGGAGGCAUGAAGUGGUGAAAGUGGCGUGGUGGCGGCAGCGGUGAAGCGAGACGGCUUGUUGUUUAAAGUUUAAUGAGGAGGUUAAUAUUUGAUUGGAAGCUCCUGGGUCUGAUUGAUGAGUGCUCUGGUGAAUCAGAGAAAGCUAACUUUUACUAACCAAGCAAAAUCCACCUCCAGAUGUCCUGAAGCCCCUGGCUGCCUCCAUCAGAACCCUGUGGGUGUGUCUCUUUCUGCACCAGUAUCAUGCAGAGCUGCUGUUACGUAUGUGGGCAUCAGCGGGACGUACCAUCUCCUACACUCACAGGGGUGGGCAUGCUUUGUGCUGCAUCCUUUUAUUCUCCAUCCCACUCUGAAUCAUCCCUCCAGUUUAAUCGGACUGGUUUUUUGUGACUGUAGAAAGACAGAAGAACAUCCUCUAGUCUGCUUCACGGUUCAGGUCUGUCCUUCACCCCCCCCCUCCUCUUCUUCAUCUUCUGUUCUUGAUUGGUAGGCCAACGUGGCCAGGUGAACGGAGGCAGGCGUGACGACAGAUGGUCCCGUACAGUCAGAGGGAUUAUAUAUUAUCACCCAGCAGCUCAGACGAGCGGUUUGUUGUCCUCACACACGGCAGGAAUCAUGCUAGAGAGACAAAACUCAGCUAACACGCAGCAGAUCGAGUCUAAAGAAGGACUUGGCUCAUAGAAGAGAGGACAGAGGGCAGGCUUUCUUCAGUUACCAUGGAGGUGUGGAGCUCCUCGGUGUCCGAGGAGGAGGAAGACGAGAGGAGCACCUUGAGUCUGGGGGAUGAAAUAGUGGAGGAGGACCUAAAACGCCACAACAGCAAUAACAAUAAUAACAACAACGAAAGCCUCUGCAAGGAGGUGACACAAGUGCUGUGCUCCGACAGAGUGGGCCAGGUCACCAAAACGUACCAUGACAUUAAGGCGGUCACCCACCUGCUGGAAGAGAAAGAGCGAGAUCUGGAGUUAGCGGCUCGAAUCGGUCAGUCUCUCCUGAAGCAGAACCAAGAGCUAACGACGAGGAAUGAUUCGCUGGACCAGCAACUAGAAGCAGUGAAGGAGGAGAUCGCUCAACUUCGUCAUGAGCUCUCCAUGCGAGACGACCUCCUGCAGUUCUACGCCAGCACAGAGGAGCUCGAGAACGCUCAGGCACUCUCACCACUCAAGAGAAACGAAUCCACCAGUUCGCUCGGCGGUUUCGUCCAUUAUGACUUCCUGCAUCAGAAGCUGAAGAGUUUAGAGGAGGAGAAUCGCAAACUGAGACUGGAGGCCAGUGAGCUCUCCACAGAGACGAGCAGCUACGAAGAGCAGGAGCAGGAGCUCAUGAUGGUGUGUGUGGAGGAGCUCUCGUCUGCAAACAAGCGGGUGGCGGAUCUGUCUGACGAGUUGGCACGAAAGGUGGAGGACACUUUGAGACAGCAGGAGGAGAUCAGCUCGCUGCUCGCUCAGAUCGUUGAUCUGCAGGCUCGCUGCAAAGAGCUUUCCCAUGAGAACGAGGAGUUGGGCCAACACCUGAGUUUCUCCAGAGAAAAGGAACUGAAACUCAAAUCACAGCUGAAGGACUUGCAGGACAAGUACUCUGAAUGUGAGGACAUGCUCCACGAGGCACAACAGGACAUUAAAAACCUGCGAAACAAGAGUCUGCCCAACAGCACGGUGCAGAGAUACACCGCGCUGGCCUCCGUCCUCCCCAUGGACUCGCUGGCAGCGGAGAUCGAAGGAACCUUUCGUAAAGGCCUGGACUCCCCGACUCCCUCAGAGUACAAAAACCAUCCGUGGCGCGUCUUUGAAACGGUCAAAGUGGUGAAUAAAGCCGGCAGGAUGCGCUCCCAGUGCCAUUCACCGGGGCUGCCGGGCUCCAGCCCGGUGUCGGCGUGGUCCAGUUGCACCAGCACCCCCAGAACCAGCUACUAUGGCUCUGACAAUGCCAGCAUCUACCUGGAGGACAAACCCAGCUCCGCUCCGGCUCAGAAAGAGGACAGCAGCGUCGGUAGACCCAAACGCCUGGGUCAGCCGGGGACACCUGGAGGCCAGGACCUGGAAGCCGCUCUGCACAGCCUCUCGGCUCGCCAGCAGAACCACUCUUCGGACCGGCCUUUCUUUGACGUGGAGCGGGAACGUAAGCUCUGUGCCUUGGCCACCAACUGUGAGGAAGGCGACGGCUCUAGCGGCUUCCUGACACCUAACGACAGUCUGGCCUCCAGCUCUGCUGCGUCCACAGGCACCAACUACUCCAACGGCAGUUCGCGGCACUCCUGCAGCUCCUCCGGGGGAUCCAGGUCCUAUCUGCCCGACCGGCUGCAGAUCGUCAAACCUCUAGAAGGGUCAGUUACUCUGCACCACUGGCAGCAGCUGGCCAAACCGAACCUGGGAGGGAUCCUCCACCCACGUCCUGGAGUCCUAACAAAGGACUUUAAGGAGCUGGAGGUGGACAUCCAGCACGUGUACAGCCUGAACGACCUGGAGGAGGAUGAACCAGACUUCUCCCAGCUCUCCGGAGCUCACGGACUGGUUUCUCCAUCAGGUCCAAACCUCCCUCAGACCUGUCCCACUCACACCAUCACCACCUGUAGAGCCCUCCGGCCCUCCCCUCUCAUCCCCUCCUUCUCCACUAGCCUUCGCGCUUUCAGCCUGCCACCUUGUCAGAGCAGUGAGCACCUGAGCACUUCACCCCCACCCCACCUGCAGCAGUUCGGCCUCAUCUCCACCUCCACCUCCACCCUGGGACUCCUGCAGCUGCUGCAGGAACACGGCAUCUCAGCCUCGGCCAGUCCACACAACAACCUGCACUACAGCCAUGACACGCAACCUUUAUGCUCCGUCGUCAAAGAUGGAGGCUUGUCCUCAGACAGAAACUCCGAGCGGAGUGUUUUCAGCCUCAACCUGGUAGAGAAGCUGCAGGGCCUCGGGCUCCACAGGGUGGCAGCCUGGGGGAUGACUGGCCACAGAGGGAAGGAGCUGGACAGUCCAACAUCCUCCUAUAGUGUGACAGAUUUCUGCUCUCGUCAUCCACCACAGUGACUUUGCAUGAAGCCAUGAGAUUCCCUUAGUGUGAUUCAGCAGCAGUAGCAGCAUCAUCAGCAUCAGCGGCAGUGGCGGCUGCAGCAGCAUCAUCAGCAUCAGCGGCAGUGGCGGCUGCAGCAGCUUCAGUGGCAGCAGAAUCAGCAUCAGCGGCAGUGGCGGCUGCAGCAGCAUCAUCAGCAUCAGCGGCAGUGGCGGCUGCAGCAUCAGGCAUGUCUUCAAGGAAAAAAAGCCACAGAAUGUGUUUGAGCCAUACUUGACCUGCAGGACGUAUGUCCUGCUCUGGAGGUGGUCGUCUGGACGACCACCCGAUGACCACUGCUUCAUUUUACACGUAGAAACAAAACAAACAGAUGUUUUUUAUAUGGAGUUGUGUGAUUUUCCAUUUUCCUCCAUCGCUGUUUUAAAACCCAGACACGUUUUAUUGUGUAAAAGUUAUUGUUGGAUGUUUAAAGCAGAUCACAGACUGAAGCUGAAGAACAUCUAAAUGCACUAAAACUAAAAGCUUUGUUAAAAACACAUUUGAAAUGAGGGUCACCGACUCAUCCUUCACCUGAGAGCCCCGCCCUCCUUCACCGGGAGCGGUGGAGACGACCUGGGGUUGGCGUUCUGCACCAGAAGCCCUGAGAGGAGUUUCUUUAGAAGCAAUAAGUCCCAUCUGCUGUAUUCAGAGUCGUGUUUGUGAUGUUUAUUAGUAUUUAUUAAUAAAGACAGAUGUAGGUGUGUCUUUCUGAACGGUCAGCUGUAGCGACAGGAGACGGGGGAGUAAAGAGGGACUGGUCCGUCUGUGUGGACAUCUCACCAACUGUGAAUAAAACCUUUGCAUUUUCAUCCGGAA
Messenger RNA from Nothobranchius furzeri (turquoise killifish), 4663 nucleotides. It is a transcript of the gene hap1, whose product is annotated as huntingtin associated protein 1. NCBI's taxonomy places the organism in Eukaryota, Metazoa, Chordata, Actinopteri, Cyprinodontiformes, Nothobranchiidae. Gene Ontology annotation, biological process: vesicle transport along microtubule; anterograde axonal transport of mitochondrion; mitochondrion distribution. Gene Ontology annotation, cellular component: dendrite; cytoplasmic vesicle; mitochondrion. Gene Ontology annotation, molecular function: myosin binding; signaling receptor binding. The record is from RefSeq and is a predicted model, not a curated record.